Colletotrichum orchidophilum is the source of this 696-nucleotide messenger RNA. RefSeq lists its product as uncharacterized. The record is from RefSeq and is a predicted model, not a curated record. Lineage: Eukaryota; Fungi; Ascomycota; Sordariomycetes; Glomerellales; Glomerellaceae. The transcript has a single exon. Gene Ontology annotation, biological process: mycotoxin biosynthetic process. The coding region runs from base 1 to 696 and encodes 231 amino acids.
AUGUCUUCGACACCCGAAUAUCAGCCCUUUCUCAAAUACUCGGACGACCCAUCGACCGAAGAGCCAACAUCACCAAGGCGGCAGUCCGCCCGUCGAAACACGCUUCUUUCUCACGUUUUCGUUCUCAUCGGCACGUCGUUAGUCUGGGUCCUGAUCUUCUUUCUAUUCUUUCCGACACCUUCUGCGACGACCUCAUCCGAGGGUAGUGCAAUAUCCCACUUACCAAUUACCUACGGAUCUGGCGAACGACACAACAUCACCAGUGGUAGGACAAGAAUCUCUUGCGGCAACACAACACAAGAGGCGAGAGCAAAAGGCUGCAAAUACGAUGUCUUAUUGAAUCACUGGGUCCCGGCGCAAUGCUUUGACAAGGACUCCGUCGCCGAAUAUCAAGAAGACGCUAGUUGGGGGGCUUUCGCGGACAAAAACAUGACACAACAAUUGACCAUCGAUGAGAUGUCAGAAAGAGACUUCUACUGGACCUCAAUCCGGGACCACAUCAACCAUUGCGCCAUCAUGUGGAGGCGCCAAUUUUACGCGCUCUACGACGAGCGGCUUGCAAUCGAUACCAUUGUCACCAGUCCCGGACAUACAGAGCACUGCUCUCAGUAUCUUAUGGAUGCCGUAGACUCGAAGUGGAAGGAACCGACGAAGACGAUGAGAGGUUUUGCGGGUUGUUGGGUACGCGAGGCAUAG